Molecule: messenger RNA, 1761 nt
Organism: Naegleria fowleri
Lineage: Eukaryota; Heterolobosea; Eutetramitea; Acrasida; Naegleriidae
Exons: 1
Coding region: 1-1761 (586 amino acids)
Molecular function (GO): nucleic acid binding; RNA helicase activity; ATP binding
Source: RefSeq, a predicted model, not a curated record
AUGUCUUCACAAUCCAAAGCACCCAAAACAUUCAAAUCGUUGCAGAAAGUUGGAACUUCAUUGACGAAAACCUCUUCUUCUUCCUCGGAACAGGCUUCUACUACUUCUAAAAAAACCAAAACUUCAUCAUCGAGCAGUAGUAGUAAUACCACAACAACGAAUAAAUCAACAAUUACAAAACAACAACAGGGAUUGAAGAGAAAACUUUCCGAUACAACUCUGCUAGAAGAAGAAACUGAAAAUCAAGAAACAUCUCCAUCCUCCAUUCAACAAUCUAAUAAUAAUGAUUCAACCGGAGAACAACAACAACAGCCAAACAAGGCUGAUUCAUCAGUCAUUGAUACCUCAGUUACAUUCGCUUCACUCGGGCUCUCUCAAGUCUUGUGUGAUACUUUGAAAGAUAUUGGUUACAAACAUCCAACUAAAAUUCAAAGAGAAGUAAUUCCAGUGGCUAUUAAGGAGGCUUAUCAUGACGAAGAAACAGGCUUUACCAAAUAUAAUGAUAUUAUUGGAAUUUCGGAAACUGGUUCUGGAAAAACCGCUUCCUAUGUGCUUCCAAUUUUAGAGCGAUUGCUACAAUUGAAAGGAGAUCCUUCUCCUUGCUCUGCUCUCAUCUUGGCACCCACCCGAGAAUUGGCAACACAAAUUCAAUAUCAUGUAAAUGCACUAGGAAGUAAGAUUGGUAUUACAUCAACCACUCUCAUUGGAGGAACUACAAUUGCAAAUGACUCUCUUCGAUUCAAGAAGAAUAGAUAUCAUGUUGUGGUUGGAACUCCUGGCAGAGUUUGUGAUUUGUUGCAAUAUGGAAAGAGUAACUUUAAUUUGAAUCAUACUCGAUUUUUAGUUUUGGAUGAGGCUGACAAAAUGUUGGGAAGCGAAUUUGACAAGUGGCUGACCGCAAUUUCUGAAAAAUUGAAGAGAAAACAAUGUACAGUUUAUUUAUUCAGCGCUACCAUGACCACAAAAAUUGACAAACUGCUCAAGUUGCAUCAAAUGACAAAUCCUGUAAAGAUUCAAGUGACUAGCUCGAAAUAUCACACGGUCGAUACUCUCACUCAACAAUAUUUACUUGUGCCUGAGAAGUAUAAGGAACAAUAUCUCGUGUACUUGCUCAAUGAAAAUCCAGGCAAGAGAAUUUUAGUGUUUGCAGGACAAAAUGCAACAUGCAUCAUGUUGAGCAUCAUGUUACGAUCAUUGAAAUUCCCAGCCGUACCACUUUCGGGCCAUAUGGAUGAAACACAUCGACAACAUUGCCUCAGAAAGUUUAUUAGUGGAGAUCGUCCAAUUCUAGUCGCAACUGAUAUCGCUGCUCGUGGUUUGGAUAUUCCUCUCGUUGAAAUUGUUAUUAACUUUGAUAUUCCAGCACACUCUAAAGAAUAUGUUCAUCGUGUAGGAAGAACUGCCAGGAUUGGAAAUCAAGGUCUUGCCAUAACAUUUGUUACACAAUACGAUUUGCAAUAUUUCCAAAAGAUUGAAGCCUUAAUUGAAAAGAAGAUGGAUGCCUGUCCUGUCAAUAAGGAAAAUGCAAUGCUUCUAACGAACACAGUGUCAAAAGCUGUUAAAUUAGCUAAAAAGAAAAUGUCAGACAUGGAGAAGGGCGAUUUACCCGUACAGAGCGAUGAAUUCACUGAAGAAGAGGAAGUUUUGAAUAAUGCCAUUCGAUCCUUAGCCUCCAAACGAGAGAAUGCCGGAAAAAAGAAAGGUGGUGGUAGCUCAGGAGGACCAGGUAACCUCAAAAAGAAACGAAAAGAGCAAAAGUAA